AGUCGGACUACAUUUAUAAGCCUACAAGCCUUGGAUUAGCUGUUAGCUUGUGGUAGAGGCAUACUGUGAAAAUAUUCAUACCAGAGGGGUUUCCAAUAUUUUUUCUCAGUAAACAAUCAAAACAAAUAAGUUUGCAGAGUUUGCUUGUCCCAUUGCUGCCAAUAUCGAAAUGCAACUGACACAACUGAAACGGCAUUCGCCUCACUCGGCGUCGGGAUUCGAUAUCAAUGCCAAUGUCAGUGAUAAGAUUAGUUACACUCUCCACAGCUUAAUCCUCAGACGAUCCAAGUCCGCCGAUAGCUUCAAUAGACCCCAGUACGAACGCGAGCAUUGAAAUGUUCGGUCGCAGUGCCGCACUAUGAUGGGGCACGUGAGUGGCGCUUUGCUAGUCAUCGGUGUUUGCGUACAGCAGGCCCUUGCUGCCAACAUUUUAGCCAUAUUUUCAUAUUGCUCUGCGUCGUCAUUCCUGCUCCUGACGCCCUACAUGACGACGCUUGUCCAGAAAGGCCAUCAAGUAACCAUCAUCUCAGCUGGAAAGAAAUAUUUCGCGGACAUCGACGGCGCUCGUCAUAUACGGGUCAGCGCGCUGGAUCACUUAAUGGCAGAUUUCAGAGAGUCAACCGUUGACAUGAAGUUUCCCCUGACCAAGUGGGAAGAGGCCUCGUUCGUCGCAGCGUUUUUCUACAAGUCAUCGAACUGUGUGCUCAGUGACCCGGGUGUCCAGGCAUUGCUCCAGGAUGAGAGUGCCCAGUUCGAUAUGGUGAUAGUCGAAGCAACCUUCACAGAUGCUCUAUAUGGCUUUGCCCACCACUUCAAGGCCCCGCUAGUGGGACUGUCGCUCUGUGGAACCUCUUGGAGCAUUAACUACCUGGCUGGCAAUAGGGCCAUCAGUGUCUAUGAACCAAUAGUGGCAAAUGGCUAUUCCAGUGGCUUCAGCAUUCUCAAUAAGAUCAAGAACUGGAUAUAUAUUACUGAGGAGUGGCUACUGGAGCAGAUGGUGUACCUGCCCAAGCAGUUGGCCCUGUAUAAGCGCUACUUUCAUGAGAGUGCGGAGAGUCUACAUAAUAUUCGGCAAAACUUCGCUCUGGUGCUGAUCAAUCAGCACUUCAGCCUGGGACGGGCCCGCUCCAACGUUCCCAAUGUCAUCGAGGUGGCGGGAAUGCACCUGGAACAGCCGUACGCUGAGCUCGAUGGGGAGCUGCAGCAAUUUGUGGAUGGAGCCGAGCAUGGAUUCAUCAUCUUCUCGAUGGGAUUGGAUGUAGCUGAGUGCUGGCUACCCCCCAGGCUGAUCGAAAUGAUGCUGCAAAGCUUUGAGCAGCUGCAGCAGCGCGUCGUCUUCAAAUUCGAUCAGCCGUUGCCUAAGAAAUCUGAUCAAAUAUAUGUGACACAAUUAUUGCCGCAGCGCGCUCUGUUGGCCCAUCCGAAUGUGAAAUUGCUUAUCACCCAUGCCGGAGUUUUGAGCAUCAUUGAGGGCGCCUAUUACGGGGUGCCCAUGCUGUGUGUGCCUCUGUAUUACGACCAGUUCGCCAACUCCGAGCUAAUGAAGCAAUCCGGACUGGCUCAAGUAGUGGAUCCGUCUACGAUGACUGUUGGAUCCAUAACGAAGUCCAUCAAGGAGCUUAUCGAGAAUCCGUUCUAUUCAGCAAAUGCGCAUCAAACAUCCAAGAGGCUGCGCGACCUGCCCAUGAGUCCGCUGGAGAACGCCGUCUGGUGGACUGAAUAUGUGCUGCGCCACAACGGUGCUCCACAUAUGCGCAUUUGGAAGGAAGAUAUGUCCAUCGUACAGUACUACAAUCUGGGCUUCAUAUCGGUUCUAGUUCUCCGAUCUGGGCUUGCCAUUCUGCUCAUUCUCUGUGUGGGCUUUAAGCUGGUCAGUGUCCUGCUACGGCGUUCACGAUUUCGUCUGACUGUUCCGCUGCUCUACUGAGGACUACUUACCAAAUACAUAUAAUAACAAUGACGAUAGAGCUGAGAGAAGUGGGAAAGAGAGAGAGACUGCGAGAGAGUGAGAAAGGAAACGAUAGUGUGAGAGAGAGGAACGGGUAUUGAGUUAGAGCAAGUGGAGAGUAAGACAGAAGUAGAGAGAGAAUGAGAGAGAUAGAUAGAGAGAGAGAUAGUGAAACAGUGAGUGAGAGAGAUGGCAGAAGCUAUAAAGGGAAAGCGUUGUUGCAUUAAUGUCAAAAUAAUCGAUAAAUUGCAAAAAGAGAUAGAACAUAUUUCUUUGAAUAUGAACAAUGGGUGGGUUUUUUAACUCUAUAUUUAACACUUUUGAUACAAACUAUAAAUAGAAAAUAUUGAAUGGAGCAUAAAACUAAAAUGUAUUUCUUUUUUCACACAAUUGUUUUAAU
This is a messenger RNA of Drosophila mojavensis, 2348 nucleotides long. RefSeq names its product UDP-glycosyltransferase UGT5 (gene Ugt303A1). The transcript is spliced from 3 exons. Lineage: Eukaryota; Metazoa; Arthropoda; Insecta; Diptera; Drosophilidae. Gene Ontology annotation, molecular function: UDP-glycosyltransferase activity. The coding region runs from base 359 to 1927 and encodes 522 amino acids. The record is from RefSeq and is a predicted model, not a curated record.